UAUUCCCCCGUAAAACACAUGCUUCGUAGUCAGCAUCGAUAAUUAUUGACGAACCGUACAAAAUGAUGAAAUUAGUGCAUGCAGGAUUUAUUAUUUGCGCUUUUGCCGCUCUGGCAUCAGCCGCUGACCCAUGUGCUCCGGACUGCGAGGGGGUUCAAGGCUCUUUCCCUAACCCCACGGACUGUACGAAAUACUACCAGUGUGCGCAAGGGGUCGCCGUGCCCAGAACGUGCCCUGAUGGCACCUACUUCAACCCUACCUUCAGCAUUUGUGACCAUCCGGAGGAUGCAGGAUGUACCGCUGAUCCUGACUUCGAUUGCGGCGGAACAACAACUGAGGUGACUACCACUUCUGCGGUUGAGACCACCGAGGCUCUGGUGGACACUACGACUGUUGGUGGAGUUGAAACCACUGUAGAUACUGUUGAAACUACUGCCCCAGUAAACACAACUGUUGAACCAAUAGACACAACUGCUGCCCCAGUAGACACAACUGCUGCCCCAGUAGACACAACGGCUGCCCCAGUAGACACAACUGCUGCCCCAGUAGACACAACGGCUGCUCCAGUAGACACAACGGCUGGCCCAGUAGACACAACGGCUGCCCCAGUAGACACAACGGCUGGCCCAGUAGACACAACGGCUGGCCCAGUAGACGCAACGGCUGCUCCAGUAGACACGACUGCUGGCCCAACAUACACGACUGCUGCCCCAGUAGAUACGACUGUAACCACAGUAGAUGCGACUGUAACCACAGUGGAUGCGAUUGUAACCACAGUAGAGACGACUGUAACCACAGUAGAGACGACUGUAACCACAGUACCAGUUGAAUGCAUCCCGCCGUGUCCAUCACCAGAAGCCACUUACCCCAACCCACGCGACUGCAGCAGCUUCUUCCAAUGUUCAAAUGAUGAACCUCUUCUGAUGACCUGCUACCCAGGGCUGUACUUCAACCCUGCUAGUGGAAGGUGCGACUUCCCUGAGAACAUGGAAUGCACCGCCGGACCAGACGCUCCCUGCGUAGCCAUCACCGUCGCUCCGAGAUUUUGAGUUCGAUUUGGUUUCCAACAGUGGGAAUAAGGUGGAAUGGAAUGUGAAACUGUUUGCAAAUAUUCUUGGAGGCAUAAAAUGAUUUAAAAGUAUGAGCAUAUGGUGGCAGUUUUGAAAAAUAGCUUUUGAGCAUAUGGCGGCAUAUAUGAAAAAUAGCUUUUGAAAUAUAUGUAGCUUAUGAGUUAGAUUACGUUUCCUACAGUGGGAAUAUGGUGGAAUGGAGUGUGAAACUGUUUGCAAAUGUUCUUGGAAGCAUAAAAUGCUUUAAAGUAUGAGCAUAUGGUGGCAGUUUUGAAAAAUGGCUUCUUUUUUAAAAUAAAAUCUCUUAUUUGCAUGCAGAAGAAUCAGAUUUGAAAACAGAAAUAUUAAUAAUUUAAUUUGCCAACUGAUGCCUUGAUACUAAAUUU
This is a messenger RNA of Hyalella azteca, 1456 nucleotides long. Its product is annotated as zonadhesin. Lineage: Eukaryota; Metazoa; Arthropoda; Malacostraca; Amphipoda; Hyalellidae. Gene Ontology annotation, cellular component: extracellular region. The coding region runs from base 63 to 1049 and encodes 328 amino acids. The transcript is spliced from 2 exons. Gene Ontology annotation, molecular function: chitin binding. The record is from RefSeq and is a predicted model, not a curated record.